Messenger RNA from Onychostoma macrolepis, 1484 nucleotides. Its product is annotated as trafficking regulator of GLUT4 1-like. The coding region runs from base 92 to 559 and encodes 155 amino acids. Lineage: Eukaryota; Metazoa; Chordata; Actinopteri; Cypriniformes; Cyprinidae. Gene Ontology annotation, cellular component: membrane. The transcript has 2 exons. The record is from RefSeq and is a predicted model, not a curated record.
AUUCAUCAGCACAUAAAAGACUGAACCAGAGUACAGUAUUACAUAUGUUGCUGCAGAUCACAAGGCAAAAUAAAAUCCAAUAAUCACAUGAAUGGAUCCCAGCCACUCUUUCAAUCAGCCUCCAGAGGCCUCAAAUUCAUCUGAGAAAUCAGGGAUGACUUCAGCAGCACCACCAGCACACCAGCACAAUCCUGCUGGAUAUCCUCCUUCCUUUCCAAGCCAGCCAGUCCCCCAGGGCCCCUACGUCCAGGGGCUGUAUCCAGGACAAACUGUGGUCAUGCAGCCUUCGGUUUUUGUGACCGCCACUCCACUGGCUGAUCCAGUGUCAAAUUACCUGGCCUACUCCAUCUUCACCAUGCUGUGCUGUUGUUUACCUCUGGGCAUUGCUGCGCUGAUAUACUCCAUCUCUACUCGAGAUGCCAACUAUUCAGGACAACGGGAAUUAGCAGAGAAGAACUCCAAAACGGCGCUCAUCCUGAAUCACAUCGGCCUUGGUAUUGGCCUCGUUUUCAUUGUAGUGAUCAUUAUCAUCCAGAUUGUGAUUUCGACUACUAGAUAAAAGCUGUUAGAGCUGACAUGGUUGGAUGCAGAUUACAAACAGAUUUGUUUUCUGUAUUUUAAAUGUUACUUUCUCAAUUUAUCAUCAUUCUUAUAUGCAUUAAAUGUUACUAUUUUAUGUUUAUAUCCUUUCCUUUCCUUUUCCUAAAUAAACUUAAAUAAAAUAUGUUUAAAUGUGUUGUUCAGACCUUUUGCUUAUGUUAAAUAUCUUGUGUACAGCUGUGCAAAUUAUAUAUAUACACUGUUACGUCCCAGGAUGUAUUUGUUUAAUUCCCUGUCUACAUUUGUGAUGUAUGUGGUCACCAUUUAUUUGUUUGGUGUAAUGUGGUUGUACUUUGUUUUUGUUUUUUGUUUUGCAUUGUGUUGUUUUGUACUCCCUCUCUGGGGCCUGUACCAUGAUGGUGGCUAAACAAACUCAGGGUUACAGGAUUAGUUUUGAGUUGACAAAACCAAACCAGUCCAAUCCGGCUUUGUUGGAACCAUGAAGCUGAUCAUCAACUUUCUCUGCCAACUCAGGCUUUAUCCUGAGUUAAUGGAGCACGUGCAAAUGAAAGUGUGACAUCAGUAAUGAGCAGCCAAUCACAUCCCUUAAAACUGUGAAAAAACUCACUUCUUGUGAGAGAGUCAGUGCGAAGAUUAAAAGAUUGAACAAUAUGAAGAAUUUAAACACAUUUACACAGCACGAUCAUGAAACGAUCUAUCCAUGAAUGAGGAAAACUUAAAGAAAACAUCUUACCAUAUAAGUGCAAGUAAAAGUUGUAAAGUUAGUUUAUAGAGUUGAUAAUGUUUAUAGGUAUAAAAACACUUAAAAAUCUAAGCUCAUAUGUAGUCAUGCUUAAAGCUAUUGAUUCUAAAACUUAUUUAUAUUGCAUAUUAUUGUUUAUGUUGAUUUUAAAAUAAAUAAAAGCUUAAUAAUUACUGUUAAA